This is a messenger RNA of Trypanosoma theileri, 1374 nucleotides long. RefSeq names its product putative N-myristoyl transferase. Gene Ontology annotation, cellular component: cytoplasm. The coding region runs from base 1 to 1374 and encodes 457 amino acids. The transcript has a single exon. Gene Ontology annotation, molecular function: glycylpeptide N-tetradecanoyltransferase activity. Gene Ontology annotation, biological process: N-terminal peptidyl-glycine N-myristoylation. Lineage: Eukaryota; Euglenozoa; Kinetoplastea; Trypanosomatida; Trypanosomatidae. The record is from RefSeq and is a predicted model, not a curated record.
AUGUCGGACGAAGCUUCUAAUUCUCACAAGUUUUGGAAUACACAGCCGGUGCUGCAGCCUGGCAGUAAAGGGGCGGAUCGUGUAGGACCGUUGGAGCAGCAACGGACUGUUGAAGAAGUUUCCACAGAUCCACUUCCUGUUCCAUCAACAUGUGAGUGGUGGACACCAAACAUGGAGGAUGAGAAUGACAUGCAUGCCAUUUACGAACUAUUACGUGAUAAUUAUGUGGAGGAUGAUGAUAGUAUGUUUCGUUUUAAUUAUCAGGAAUCUUUUCUUCGUUGGGCACUCACACCACCGGGGUAUCAUCCAUCAUGGCAUGUGGCCGUUCGACGUAAGCGUGAUCAGAUGCUUUUGGGUUUUGUCUCUGGUAUCCCUAUUACUAUGCGUAUGGGUACCCCAAAACGUAUUUUGAAUAAGAGGAACAAGGAGACUCAAGAAGAAGGAGAAAAAGAACAAGAAGAGAAGGAUAAGAAUGAAGAUUAUCUUGAACCUCGAACUAUCUGCGAAAUCAAUUUUUUGUGUGUACAUAAAUUGCUUCGUGAUAAGGGUAUGGCUCCUAUUUUAAUUCGAGAAGUGACACGUCGGGUGAAUUUGUGUAAUAUCUGGCAAGCCGUUUACACCGCUGGUAAGAUGUUACCAACACCUUUUUCCACAGGUCGGUACUUCCACCGUAGCUUAAACUGUGAAAAGCUAGUGGAUAUUCGCUUUAGUGGAUUACCGGCUUCCUAUAAAAAAUUCCAGAAUCCAAUGGCCAUGUUAAAAAGACUUUAUCAAGUACCUAAUACACCCAAAACUCGUGGAUUACGUCCUAUGGAGGCAAAGGAUGUUCCUCAGGUGACGAAACUACUGCGUGAUACUUUAGCCACUUAUGAUGUUGCUCCUGUAUUUAAUGAAGAGGAAGUGGCGCAUUACUUUUUACCACGCGAUGGGGUUUUAAUUACAUACGUGGUAGAACGUGAAGUGACGGGUGGUGGUAGCAGUAAUCAGAAGGACCAUACUCAUUCUGGUGCUGUAGGAACAACUUCAGAUGAUACGAAACAAAAUAAGGGAGAAUCUAAACGGGUCACAGACUUCUUUUCAUUUUUCUCUCUUCCGUCUACUGUCAUUGGCAAUAGCAAGUACAAUAUGUUGAACGCAGCAUAUGUGUAUUAUUAUGCGGCCACAAGUGUUCCCUUGUCGCAGUUAAUGAGUGACCUCUUAAUCAUUGCAAACCAAAAAGGUUUUGAUGUCUGCAAUUGUGUUAGUAUUCUUGGAAAUGGUUCUUUUGUGGAGGAACUUAAGUUCGCCUUAGGUGACGGUAGUCUGCAUUAUUACUUUUAUAAUUGGGCAUAUCCAAAUGUGGAACCAUCUGAUGUUGGCUUAUGCAUGUUGUGA